Polyodon spathula (Mississippi paddlefish) is the source of this 1618-nucleotide messenger RNA. RefSeq names its product serine/threonine/tyrosine-interacting protein-like. The transcript is spliced from 11 exons. Gene Ontology annotation, cellular component: cytoplasm; nucleoplasm. Gene Ontology annotation, biological process: negative regulation of SCF-dependent proteasomal ubiquitin-dependent catabolic process; regulation of ERK1 and ERK2 cascade; negative regulation of protein binding. Gene Ontology annotation, molecular function: protein tyrosine/serine/threonine phosphatase activity; F-box domain binding. Lineage: Eukaryota; Metazoa; Chordata; Actinopteri; Acipenseriformes; Polyodontidae. The record is from RefSeq and is a predicted model, not a curated record. The coding region runs from base 592 to 1266 and encodes 224 amino acids.
AUUGACAGUCGCCUAUACUGCUACCUUGCUACGGUUUGUUUUUCUAAUCCCAGCAGAUUAGAUGUAACCUAUAUAUACUUUAUUACGUUUAGUUAUUAAAGUGGGCUCAGAAAAAAAAAAAAAGAAAUGAACUCGAGGUUGGGCCCGGGUGCGUCCCUCGCACGACCUGACCUCGGUCCGGCAGCGAUACUGUAGAUUAGAACAUGUUUAUGUAAAACUUGUUAGACCGCUCCAUGCAAUUUCAUAUGUAAACUGAGACAGAGAGCAAUAUAAUAUGUCAUACAUUAUUGUCAUACUGACCAGAUGCUUGCAUACGAUUUUAAACAAAGCCCAAUAAAGAUGUAAUAAAAAGAUUUUGAGACGGUCCCUAUCUGAGCGUGUCUUUGUGGCACGGAUGUUUUUCUUGGCGAAGAGAGGAGGGAUUUGGAUCAUAUGACCUCGCUGGAAGGGAGCAGCAUGGCGGUGUUGCAUAUGGGGCUGCACAACAAACUCUGGCAAUACUGUACCUGUACUUACCCGUGCUCCAAAUAACCCCGAGACCUCGGGCUACCCCGCUCCGGACCGGCUACCAGAGCGCUACAGCACAGCAACAUGGAGGACCAGCCCAAACUACAGUUCCCGUCUCUGCCGGACUACAAAGCAGAAACAGUGGACUGGGCAUAUCCUAUGAGGAGGGAAAUGCAGGAAAUAUUACCUGGCCUGUUUCUUGGUCCUUAUUCUGCAGCCAUGAAAAGCAAGCUACCGGUCCUUGAAAAGCAGGGAAUAACUCACAUAGUCUGCGUCCGGCAAGACAUCGAAGCUAAUUUCAUCAAGCCAAACUUCCCACAGAAAUUUCGAUAUUUGGUCUUUGAUAUUGCAGAUAACCCUGUGGAGAACAUCAUUAGGUAUUUCCCAAGGAUGAAAGAGUUUGUUGACGGAUGUUUACAGAAUGGAGGAAAGGUGCUUGUUCAUGGAAACGCAGGGAUUUCUAGAAGUGCUGCCUUAGUAAUUGCUUACCUUAUGGAAACGUUUGGUGUAAAGUACAGGGAUGCCUUCAGCCACGUUCAGGAGAGGAGGUUCUGCAUUAACCCCAACGUGGGAUUCGUGCACCAGCUACAGGAGUACGAGGCCAUCUACCUGGCUAGGCUCACCAUCCAGAUUAUGUCACCGCUGCAGCUGGGUCGCUCCUUCUCUGUGCAGGCAGGCACGGCAGGCAGUCGGAAGCGCUCUCUCGAGGAGGAUGAUGAUUUCGGUGGAAUGCAGGUGGCGGCUGCGCAGAAUGGAUAGACAAGGAGGAGGAGAGCCACCUGGCUUCACCACAUUGACUUAUUUUUUUACAUUUUUAUUGAUAUUUAAAAAAAGAACAUUACUUAAACAAAAAUAAUAAUUCUAAAGACAAAAAGGUGUUUUCAAUUUUCUGUUUUGUAGCGUCUCCCAACGCUGCAGCUGCCUAUAGAAAUGAGUGGUGGGAAGAACGGGAGAAGAUUUUUUUUUUCUUUUGAGAACUGACUGCACUGAACUUUUUUUUUAGCGGUUUCAUAGUAUUUAAUGCAUUUUCAUUAACCGCGGGGCGAUAUUGCAAUAAUGCACUUAAGAUACUUGAAUUGCUACUAUUUUUUUUUUUGGGGGGGGGGGGGGG